Salvelinus namaycush (lake trout) is the source of this 1976-nucleotide messenger RNA. Its product is annotated as tuftelin-like. Gene Ontology annotation, cellular component: intracellular anatomical structure. The record is from RefSeq and is a predicted model, not a curated record. The coding region runs from base 390 to 1571 and encodes 393 amino acids. Gene Ontology annotation, biological process: intracellular signal transduction. The transcript has 12 exons. NCBI's taxonomy places the organism in Eukaryota, Metazoa, Chordata, Actinopteri, Salmoniformes, Salmonidae.
AGAGCCAGCUGCUUUCGUAUUGGUGUCUAUGGGAGAGCCACCCCCUUAAGUAGACAAAAACGGAUCAUUUUUUGUUCGAUAGUUAACGUCCUGAGUUAACUAUCUUCAGUUAUCCAACGUCUUUGCUGCCUGUGCACUGAGGUCAUUCCUGAGGGCGGGCGGGAAUGGAGGGAACUACCUGGUGAUACAUUAUCGACCGGUAGUAAAGAGCAGCGUCGACUAUUGUUAAAAUCAACCGUGAUUUUCCGUCUGCCAGGGCAAGAGUGAGACAAGAGGACGAAAAUCCGUUUUCCCUGUUUGUUUAGAGAAAAUAAUACAAUAUAAGCAACGUUGAACAACUCUUUCAUAUUUAAGCUAUAUAGUUAUUUAUCUAUCUUAUCUGUGUGAAGAUGAACGGGGUAACGCGGAGUCUGUAUACAUUUGAGGACAUCAGAGCUGAUGAGAGAACAGCGGAUGGGUGCAGGAGACUGAGGCUGACUCUCCACCAGCAGAACCAGGCCGGGAGGAUCAAAGAACAACCCAGGAGCAAGCCAAUCGGACGAGCUUUUGCUCUGGUGCAGCCAACCAGUGAUAGGCCUGUUCUGAAGCCUGAACCAAUCAAAUCCUCUGAGGAGAAGGCUGAAAAGGUUGAGGUCAUCAAGGUGUAUCUGGAGGAUCGUAGACAGGAGCAGCAGAGACACCAGCAGAGCCUCAAGAUGUUGUCAGAUGAAGUCUCCCAGAUACAGGAGGUGAGAUACUGUCUGAAGACCCUGAGGGAACAGAUGGCAACCAAGAACAAAGGACAACACAAGUUUCUUGCUAGUGGCUACAGAGUCAGCACUCCCUCCAAUCAGAACAUCUCUUCUUCCUCAAAGGGAGGAGCUAAAGAUGAUGGGCAGGGAGGGGAGGAUGAGGUGGAGAGGGCGAAGAUGAGGGAGGUCAGUAAACGUCUGUAUGCUCAGCUACGGGAGGCCGAGAAGAAACACCAGGAGGAGAGAGAGAGACUGCAGGCUGAGGGUGUGGAUCUGCGCCAGCGUCUGGGGGAGCAGGAGGACAAGCUGAAGGGGGUGGAGGAGAGUAGUGAGAGGAAGGACCAGAGGAUUGAGGAGCUCCAGAGGCUGCUGGGAGGCAUGACGCAGGAGAGCCAAGCCCUACGAGACACACUGAGGAACAGAGAGGAAGAACUCCGAGAAUUACGCAAGAUCAGAGAGGAGGGCAGGAACGAGGAGCAGAGGUCAGAGCAGUUGGAGAAGGAGCUGGCCAUUCUGAAGGAGAAGAUCCAUCAUCUAGAUGACAUGCUGAAGAGCCAGCAGAGGAAAGUCAGACACAUGAUCGAACAGCUGCAGAACUCUCGUAUGGUGAUCCAGGAGAGGGACCGUGUCAUCAGAGAUCUGGAGGAGAAGGUGGCUUUCCUGGAGGCAGAGAACCGGGAGAUGCAUGAUCAGAUGGACUACUUCCUGGGAGGUGAAAGGUCAAACUCGCACCUCUCAUCAGACCGCCACGCCCAGAUUGUCUACAGUAAGCCUUUGAAGCCCACCAACUCGUCCAACAAGCCUCUUCCCUUCAUCAAAAUCAUUGAGACCAAGUCCUGAACUGGUGAAAGCGAGGGAGAAGGGGCUAACCUAACGACACCAAACCUGCUAAGCUAAGCAACAACGGACUUAAAUAGACCACCACCACAUUACUACCACACCAACAUCACAGUACACGUAUGAAGUUUAAACUGAGGUGACCACAACAUCACAUCAACUGACCACCAGGCACGACCAUCACCCACCCAUGGCCACACUCCUUCGAUAGGAUACUAUGCAAUGUAUGUGUGUGUGUGUCAGAGGAGGCUGGUGGGAGAAACUAUAGGAGGAGGGGCUCAUUGUAAUGUCUGGAAUGGUAUACAUGGAACAGUCAAAAUAGUUUCCAUAGGUUUGCUGUGUUUCAUACCGUUACAUGUAUUCCUCCUAUAGCUCCUCCCACCAGCCUCCUCGUGUGUGUGUGUGUGU